Messenger RNA from Bufo bufo (common toad), 3414 nucleotides. RefSeq names its product major vault protein (gene MVP). The record is from RefSeq and is a predicted model, not a curated record. Lineage: Eukaryota; Metazoa; Chordata; Amphibia; Anura; Bufonidae. The transcript is spliced from 21 exons. Gene Ontology annotation, cellular component: nucleus; cytoplasm. Bases 176 to 2728 code for a protein of 850 amino acids.
AAUGGUUCAGUCAUAGGAGUAGAUGCAGCAGUCAGCUCAGUAUCACACGUCCUAGGAUUGGAUACAGCGGCUUCCUAUAGGCAGGUCUGGGGGGGGGAGGGGCUGCACCUGUUCUAUAUACAGGCGACCUGUCGUCUCCAGGUGACACAGGGGAAGACGUUUUCCAGGCCUCAGAAUGACUGAAGAAUCCAUCAUCCGGAUCCCCCCCUAUCACUACAUCCAUGUGCUGGACCAGAACAGCAACAUCUCCCGGGUGGAGACCGGACCCAAGACCUACAUCCGGCAGGACAAUGAGAGGGUCCUCUUCCACCCGGUCCGCAUGGUCAUGGUGCCGCCGCGUCACUACUGUGUGAUUCUGAACCCGGUUGUACGGGACGCCGGGCGCGCUGUUCAGUUCGAUGACGUAGGACAGGCCAAGCUGCGACAUGGAGACCAAGAGAUCCGACUGGCCCAGGAUCCGUUCCCACUGUACCCGGGGGAGGAGCUACAGCAGGGUCUCACCCCGCUGACCGUGGUCCUCGCCAACACCGCCCUGCACCUGAAGGCUCUGCUGGACUUUGAGGAUGACAACGAGAAGUUUGUGGCCGGAGACGAGUGGCUCUUCGAAGGUCCAGGCACCUACAUCCCCCGGAAGGAGGUGGAAGUGGUACAGACCAUCCAGGCAACGGUGAUCCGACACAACCAGGCCAUCCGCCUGCGUGCCCGCAAAGAGUGCCAGGACCGAGAGGACCACGCCAGGGUCACCGGGGAAGAAUGGCUGGUCAAGAAGGUUGGUGCCUAUCUUCCUGGUGUCUAUGAAGAGGUCGUGGACGUUGUGGACGCUUUUGUCCUGACAGACAAGAAUGCUCUGCACAUCCGAGCCACCAAGACGUUCCGAGAUGACAAGGGGAACCUGCGGAGAACUGGAGAGGAGUGGCUGGUCACCAUGGAUGACGCGGAGGCCUACAUCCCCAACGUGUAUGAGGAGGUGGUGGGAGUAGUGGACAUCACAACGCUCAACAGCCGUCAGUAUUGUGUCAUCCUGGACCCUGUGGGAGCGGAAGGAAAACUGCAGCUUGGACAGAAGAAAGUCGUGAAGGGGGAGAAGUCAUUCUUCCUGCAGCCUGGAGAGAGUCUGGAGUCAGGAAUCCAAGACGUCUACAUUCUGUCUGAGGAGGAAGGUCUCGUCCUAAGAGCUCUGCAGGUCCUGGAGGAGAAGGAUGAGGAUGGGAAUGAAGUGGAGCGUAAACCUGGAGACCGGUGGAUGAUUCGGGGACCCGUAGAGUAUGUCCCCCCAGUAGAGGUAGAAGUGGUGGUGAGGAGACAGUCCAUUCCUCUGGAUGAAAAUGAAGGAAUAUACGUGCGAGACAUCAAAACUGGGAAGGUGCGGUCGGUCGUUGGGCACACCUACAUGUUAACGCAUGACGAGGAGCUGUGGGAGAAGGAGCUUCCUCCCAAUGUUGAGGCCCUCCUUGCCUCUGGGAAAGACCCCGUUGCGGACAGAUCGACUCGUGGGGCCAAACCACAAGAGCAGCAGCCAAGAGACAAGACCAAGGCUGUCACCUACCGAGUGCCGCAUAACGCUGCGGUCCAAGUGUAUGACUACCGGGAGAAGAAGGCCAGGGUGGUCUUUGGUCCCGAGUUGGUGAUCCUGGGGCCUGACGAGCAGUUCACGGUUCUCAGCCUCUCUGGAGGAACCCCCAAACGCUCCAACGUCAUCAAGGCCAUCUGCCUCCUCCUGGGGCCCGACUUCUGCACUGACCUCAUCAACAUAGAGACGGCGGAUCACGCCCGGCUCCAGAUUCAGCUGUCCUACAACUGGCAUUUUGAGGUCACGGAUAAGAACAAUCCGUUGGAGGCGUCGAAGAUUUUCAGUGUCCCAGAUUUUGUGGGCGACGCCUGUAAAGCCAUAGCCUCCCGGAUCAGAGGAGCCGUGGCCUCCGUGCAGUUUGAUGACUUCCAUAAGAACUCCAACCGCAUCAUCUGCUCGGCCGUGUUUGGAUUUGACGACUCGGUGAAGAUCCGAAGCUCCUUCAAGUUCACGCAGAAUAACCUGUUCAUCACCAGCGUGGACAUCCAGUCCGUGGAGCCCGUGGACCAGCGCACCCGCGACGCCCUACAGAAGAGCGUCCAGCUCGCCAUUGAGAUCACCACCAACUCCCAGGAGGCGACAGCCAGACAUGAAGCUGAAAGACUGGAACAAGAGGCAAAGGGGCGACUGGAGAGACAGCGCAUCACUGACCAGGCGGAGGCGGAGAAAGCACGCAAGGAGCUGCUGGAGCUGGAAGCGUUGAGCACGGGCGUAGAGAGUACUGGAGCCGCCAAGGCCGAGGCGCAGUCCAAAGCGGAGGCCGCUAAGAUCGAAGGCGAGGGAGCCGUGCUGCAAGCCAAACUACGAGCAGAGGCCUUGGCCAUUGAAACGGAGGCGGAGCUGCAGCGGCUGCGCCAGGCCCGGAGCGAGGAGCUGAAGUAUCUGCAGGAGAAGAAUAAGCUGGAGAUCGAGAAGGAGCAGGAGCUGGCCGACAUCGGCGUCAAGAAAUUCCGAGGAAUGACCGAGGCGAUCGGUGCGGGCACCCUGAGGGACAUAGCGCUGGCCGGGCCGGAGCUGCAGGUGAAGCUCCUGCAGGGUCUGGGGAUCCAGUCCACGCUGAUCACAGAUGGUUCCACUCCCAUCAACCUCUUCAGCACCGCAACCGGACUCCUUGGCCUGCCCGGCAUCGGACCCCUACAGAAGGACGGCGGGAAGUGAAGGGACCCCAAGUCUGUCCAGACCCCUGUCCACGUCCAACCCCAGUGCAUGUUAUGACGAGGCUCUGCUGGUCUGGGCUCUCCAGCACUGCUCUGUACUGUCCCACCUCUCUGUAGGCGGUUGCUCUCCAGCACUGCUCUGUACUGUCCCACAGCUCUGUUGCGGUUGCUGUCCAGCACUGCUCUGUAGCGGUUGCUCUCCUGCACUGCUCUGUACUCGGUUGCUCUCCUGCACUGCUCUGUACUCGGUUGCUCUCCAGCACUGCUCUGUACUGUCCAGCACUGCUCUGUAGCGGUUGCUCUCCUGCACUGCUCUGUACUCGGUUGCUCUCCUGCACAGCUCUGUAGCGGUUGCUCUCCUGCACUGCUCUGUACUCGGUUGCUCUCCUGCACAGCUCUGUAGCGGUUGCUCUCCUGCACAGCUCUGUAGCGGUUGCUCUCCUGCACAGCUCUGUAGCGGUUGCUCUCCUGCACUGCUCUGUACUGUCCCACAGCUCUGUAGGCGGUUGCUCUCCUGCACUGCUCUGUACUGUCCCACCUCUCUGUAGCGGUUGCUCUCCAGCAGUGUCUUGUACUAUUGCUACCUCUACUGUUCACUAUGGGAGUUGUAGUGCUUUAUUAUCGGUUUCUUGUGCCUUGAGCCUCCAGAGGGGCAGAACUCGCCAAUAAAUCCACUCUUGUACAAUC